AUGUGGCAGCGUAGUGCCGUAAUCCUGGUGGCCUUCUGCUUGGUCUGGAGAGGCGCUGGGACACAUGCUCCGAGAGAGAUGGAGGCCAAGGUAAGCGUGCUGGUGGACAGUAUUGGGUUGAACCAACAGAUAUCCCCUGCCACGGCUUCUCUCAUCAGGUCAGAGGAAAAACUGGUUGGAAUACAGCCGCACAUCGUCCUGGCGCAAGAAGGCCAAGUCGCACAUCAAGACCCUGUUGCCGCUGCAAGCACCGUGCCUGCGACAACAGCCGUAACCACUGGAGUGGCUACCACUGCGUUGGCUACGACCGUCGCCGCUACUACAGCAGCUGCAACAGUGGCCGACGCGACAUCGAAGGCGAGCACAACGAGCACUGUGACGGAUGCAUCUCUUCAGAUGUCCGGAUCAAGAACACCGACCACCAUGACUGUAGUCGUAACGCACAUCGAAGUCCACACUGCAACGAUCGUAUUCACAGAGCAGCCUUCGACAACCACCUCGACCACGACGACUUCAACAACCAACACAACGACCACAUCAACGGUAACCAAAUCUCUGGCAGCAACAUUGGCACCGAUACUUCCCUUGAUCCUGAUUGUGGUGCAAUCGUUUCUGUUGCGACUCUAG
This is a messenger RNA of Symbiodinium sp. CCMP2592, 627 nucleotides long. Lineage: Eukaryota; Dinophyceae; Suessiales; Symbiodiniaceae. The record is from the annotation of a GenBank genome assembly.